Molecule: messenger RNA, 1056 nt
Organism: Didymosphaeria variabile
Lineage: Eukaryota; Fungi; Ascomycota; Dothideomycetes; Pleosporales; Didymosphaeriaceae
Exons: 2
Coding region: 1-1056 (351 amino acids)
Cellular component (GO): dehydrodolichyl diphosphate synthase complex; endoplasmic reticulum membrane
Molecular function (GO): ditrans,polycis-polyprenyl diphosphate synthase [(2E,6E)-farnesyl diphosphate specific] activity
Source: RefSeq, a predicted model, not a curated record
AUGGCGUCCACAGGCAUCACCAAGCGCGAAGCGCUGGCCUUCCGCAAAGGCGUCGUCAACGGCAAAGAAAUGACCCCUCAAGAGCGCGAAGCCAUGUUGAAGCCGUUUCUGCCACCAGCACCCGUCAAGACGUCCUCCCCCGACCGCUCCACCCUCAAAUCCCCAAAGAGCCCCAAGCUCUCACAGCGCACCACUCCCAAACCGAAACCUAAGCCCACGCCUGUCCGCGCCCUUCUACACUUCCUCCUCUACUCUAUUAUCUCUUUCAUCUUCAGCAUAUUCUUUCGCUUCCGCCGCUCGUGGAGGUUGUUUACGUACAAGGUGCGCGGCGUGCUGAGGCAUCACCACCACACGCCAGAGUGGAUUGUCAACGAUGUCAAGAACGUGGAGCAGUUGCCGAAGCACGUCAGCGUUGUCCUGGACCACCGAGAAGACGAUGAAGACCAGGGCAACGCAGGGCUGGAGGGUCUCGUCCAGGACGCGUGCGAGAUAGCAGCUUGGACAGCGAGCGCAGGUAUUCCACUGCUCAGCAUUUACGAGCGCACUGGCGUCCUAAAGAACUACGUCCCCCAACUCCACGCCGCCAUCCAGAAAAACCUCGAAUCAUACUUCGGCACCCGUCGCCGCCCCACUCUCACCGUCAAAGCCCCGCACACCAUAUCCUACUCCCCGCCGGGCACACCCUCGAGCGAGCCCACCGAAAACGGCUCCACGACCUCGCGCCCGCAUCUCACAGUGCUUCUCCUUUCCGAACACGACGGCCGCGACACCCUGGUCGACUUGACCGUCACACUGUCUGCCAUGGCGCAAAAAGGCGACAUCAGGAAAGAGCAGAUUGACAUGAACCUCGUCAACGCUGAAUUGAGCGACUACGUCAGCUCUGAGCCCGAUUUGCUCGUGCUGUUCAGUCCUACCGUCGUACUGAAAGGAUAUCCACCGUGGCAGUUGAGGUUGACGGAGAUAUUCCAUUUGCCUGAUAACAAGGGUGUCAACUAUCAGGUCUUCCUCAAAGCGCUGAAGCAGUUUGGGAAGGCGGAGUUCAGGGUGGGCAAGUAG